Molecule: messenger RNA, 2179 nt
Organism: Tauraco erythrolophus (red-crested turaco)
Lineage: Eukaryota; Metazoa; Chordata; Aves; Musophagiformes; Musophagidae
Gene: TRAF7
Product: TNF receptor associated factor 7
Biological process (GO): Notch signaling pathway; ribosomal large subunit assembly
Cellular component (GO): nucleolus
Molecular function (GO): zinc ion binding; protein binding
Source: RefSeq, a predicted model, not a curated record
CAGAGCAAACCUCCCAUGACUAACAAAUGCUGGCCUAGAUUAUGAGCUCAAACAAGAACGCUCGCUACAAUCGUUUCUCCAGUGGCACAACAAACAUCACUACUUCCGAAAACACUAACGGGACAAGAAUGGAAACAACUUUUGGGCCAGCCUACUCUGCUGUGACAACCAUCACAAAGGCUGACGGGACCAAUACUUUUAAACAGCAUCGUCGGACUCCAUCCUCCUCCAGCACGCUCACCUACUCCCCACGAGAUGAGGACGAUGGCAUGCCUCCCAUCAGCACCCCGCGCCGCUCUGACUCUGCUAUCUCCGUCCGUUCGUUGCACUCUGAGUCCAACAUGUCCUUGCGCUCGACGUUCUCGCUCCAUGAGGAAGAGGAGGAGCCAGAGCCACUGGUGUUUGCUGAACAACCGUCCGUGAAGCUGUGCUGCCAACUGUGCUGUAGUGUGUUUAAGGAUCCAGUCAUCACAACCUGUGGGCACACGUUUUGUAGAAGAUGUGCCUUAACAUCUGAGAAGUGCCCCGUGGACAACGCCAAACUGACCGUAGUGGUUAACAACAUUGCGGUGGCUGAGCAGAUCGGAGAGCUCUUCAUUCACUGCAAGUAUGGGUGCCGGCCCGCCGCCAGCAGCAAGCCCGCUGCCUUCGAGGUGGACCCCCGGGGAUGCCCGUUCACAAUUAAACUGAGUGCCAGGAAAGAUCAUGAAAGCAGCUGUGAUUACAGGCCGGUUCGCUGCCCCAAUAACCCCAGCUGCCCACCUCUCCUGAAAAUGAACCUGGAGGCACAUCUGAAAGAGUGCGAGCACAUAAAGUGUCCCCACUCCAAAUACGGGUGCACAUUCAUAGGAAAUCAAGACACUUAUGAGACCCACUUGGAGACUUGCAAGUUUGAGGGUCUGAAGGAGUUCCUGCAGCAGACAGAUGAUCGCUUCCAUGAGAUGCAGGUGGCAAUGGCACAGAAGGACCAGGAAAUUGCCUUCCUGCGCUCCAUGCUGGGGAAGCUCUCAGAGAAAAUCGACCAGCUGGAGAAGAACCUGGAGCUUAAGUUUGAUGUGCUGGACGAGAACCAGAGCAAGCUGAGCGAGGACCUGAUGGAGUUCCGCAGGGACGCCUCCAUGCUGAACGAUGAACUCUCCCACAUAAAUGCUCGGCUCAACAUGGGCAUCCUUGGAUCUUAUGAUCCUCAGCAGAUCUUCAAAUGCAAAGGGACCUUUGUGGGACACCAGGGCCCGGUCUGGUGUUUGUGCGUUUAUUCCAUAGGAGACUUGCUCUUCAGCGGCUCUUCAGACAAAACCAUUAAGGUGUGGGAUACCUGUACCACAUACAAGUGCCAAAAGACCUUGGAGGGUCACGAUGGAAUUGUACUGGCUCUCUGCAUCCAGGGGAACAAGCUGUACAGUGGCUCUGCUGACUGCACCAUUAUUGUCUGGGAUAUUCAAAAUCUGCAGAAAGUGAACACGAUCCGAGCACAUGACAAUCCUGUUUGCACUUUGGUCUCCUCGCACAACAUGCUGUUCAGUGGCUCUCUCAAAGCCAUCAAGGUCUGGGAUAUUGUAGGUACCGAGCUCAAACUGAAGAAGGAGCUGACAGGUCUCAAUCACUGGGUGCGAGCGCUGGUGGCUUCUCAAAACUAUCUCUACAGUGGAUCUUACCAAACAAUCAAGAUCUGGGACAUCCGCAACUUGGAGUGCGUCCACGUGCUGCAGACGUCAGGAGGCAGCGUCUACUCCAUCGCUGUGACAAACCACCACAUUGUGUGUGGCACCUACGAGAACCUCAUCCAUGUCUGGGAUAUAGAGACAAAGGAACAAGUCCGCACACUGACCGGGCACGUGGGUACGGUCUACGCCCUUGCUGUCAUCUCCACGCCAGAUCAAACCAAAGUCUUCAGUGCAUCGUAUGACCGGUCUCUCAGGGUGUGGAGCAUGGACAACAUGAUCUGUACUCAGACGCUGCUGCGACACCAGGGCAGCGUCACCGCCCUCGCCGUCUCCAGGGGCCGCCUCUUCUCCGGCGCUGUGGACAGCACUGUAAAGGUCUGGACGUGCUAGCGAGAGCCCCACGCUCGUCCUGCACACGGAAAGGCCAAACCCUCCUCCCUCCGUCGGCCUGCUGGGUGACUAACGCCACUACGAAAGACCCGCUGCAGCUCCUCUCCGCACCGACCACUGCCUGC